AUGAGCGAUCUCGAGUCCUCUAUUAUUACGUCCACGCUCGGCAACGUCAUUCAGACCAGACAAACCGUCAGGCAUUUACAGCAAACGAUGGAUGUGGGCCUCAUCAACAUCAGAGUGUUAAUGAUGCAGGUAGCCACUUUCAACACGAAACUAGAGAUCACUGCAUACAACCGAGGUGAGCGCCGUGACGUGGAUUCCAGAGAGGACCAGCUCAUGGAUGACUUUGGAAGUCGCAAAUUCAGAACGUUAGAGCAUAUCCUGCGUUCGAUUUCGACGGGCCCAGAGUUCCCUGUGGCGAAGCGACUGCUAAAAAUGGAACAAUCGUACGUCAAAGGAACCUGCAUCUGGAUCAAGCAGAACGACGAGUUUCGGAAGUUUUUGAAACAGAGCACGGGUUUGCUUUUCGUCAAGGGCAACAAGCGCACAGGAAUGAGCAUGAUGCUGUUCUACGUCUUGCGAUACUUACUGCAUGAAUACCAACCGGGGAAUGAGUUUGCAGAAAAAAUCGACUGUUGCGUACUUCAACUUCGGUUGCGAUAG
This is a messenger RNA of Cladophialophora psammophila CBS 110553, 540 nucleotides long. RefSeq lists its product as uncharacterized. NCBI's taxonomy places the organism in Eukaryota, Fungi, Ascomycota, Eurotiomycetes, Chaetothyriales, Herpotrichiellaceae. The transcript has a single exon. The coding region runs from base 1 to 540 and encodes 179 amino acids. The record is from RefSeq and is a predicted model, not a curated record.